This is a messenger RNA of Thrips palmi, 3502 nucleotides long. RefSeq names its product ITG-like peptide. NCBI's taxonomy places the organism in Eukaryota, Metazoa, Arthropoda, Insecta, Thysanoptera, Thripidae. Bases 207 to 923 code for a protein of 238 amino acids. The record is from RefSeq and is a predicted model, not a curated record. The transcript is spliced from 7 exons.
GUCCCCCAAGCGAGGCGAGUGUCGAGCCGAGGCCGCAGCAGAUCGAGCCAAGCCGAGGCAGGCCGAACGGAGCCGAGCCGAGCCAGGGCAGCCGCGCUAGGGCACCGCCAGGGCACCGCCACCCCUUGACCACGCUCCGCACGCGUCCCGCUGCAGAGCCCGCUGCGACCACUCGUCGCCAGACCCUCCGACUCCGAACCGCAGGCAUGAGGAACGCCGGCAGCGCCAGCCUGGUGAUGCUGCCCCUCGUGGUGGUGCUGGCCGUGUGCACGGCGCCCGCCGCGGCCUGGGGCGGCGUCUUCAACCGCUUCAGCCCCGAGAUGCUGUCCAACCUCGGCUACGGCGGCCACGGGGGCUUCGGCAACACCCACCGCACCGCGCCCUUCUUACAGCAGGAGCGCUUCCAGAACCCCACCGACAUGUACCAGGAGCUGGCGGAGACGGACCCGGAGCCGUGCUACGGCCGCAAGUGCACCGCCAACGAGCACUGCUGUCCCGGGUCGGUGUGCAUCGACAUCGAGGGAGUGACGGGCUCGUGCGUCUUCGCCUACGGACUGCGCCAGGGCGAGCUCUGCCGCCGCGACAACGACUGCGAGUCCGGCCUGGUGUGCUCCGAGGAGGCCGGCGAGGGCCGCCAGUGCCGACCGCCGUCCAACAGCCGCAAGCAAUACAGUGUUGCAGGCGAAGAGUGCAUGAUGAGCUCGGAGUGCGACAUCCACAAGGGACUGUGCUGCCAGUUCCAGAGACGACACCGCCAAGCCCCACGAAAGGUGUGCUCCUACUUCAAGGACCCCCUGAUCUGCAUCGGGCCGGUGGCUUCGGACCAGGUCAAGGAGCUCGACAUCGAGCACACUGCGGGCGAGAAGCGGUUGACCGGGCACGCCACUGGCGGUGCUGCCGCCUUCAACCACAUCCGGCGUUAAGGAGGAGGAGGAAGCAAGAAAGAGAAGAAUCAUCCCCCCGUACCUCACUCUCUCACUCCUGCUACCCGGACCUUCCCCUUACAUCCUCUCCCCUCCCCCUCACAGAGUAGACCACGUGUGUGACAGUAGCAGCAAAAAUGAGCCGUUCGAUUUCUUUUACGUAGAUCUAAGAACGAAAAACCAAGUGCGCAAAGAUUUGUUUUUGCUUGCUUUCCUUAAAGCCAAUGCAUGCCUUGAUCCAGGGCAGUAAGUUUAAUUGAUGUAUUAUGGCAAGUCAUAACCAGUAGAAUACCUUGUGCUGCUACUGUUACAUUACAAGGAAUUUAAAAAAAAUUAUACAACAGUCUUCUGUAAUCCCACAUUUAUAGGGCAAAAGAGUAAAAUUACCAUCUCAUUAUUGGUAGUAUGACUCUGAUGUAAGACAUAUCAUUGGCACAUAUCUAUCCGAUUUAAGAGAGAUGAUAAGACUUGAGGCGUUAAGUUAAUAUAAAAAGAAAUGAGGCAAUUGAAUAGAUCAAUGAUGUGGUGUCAUCUUGUGCAAAACUGAAAAUCUCAGUACGAAACACAGCCAUGAGCAAUGCUGUACUAAGGCCCUUGUAAUUUAUCUUGAGUUUAAAAUGUGCCCAAAGCCAUAUUGACAGCACUACAUCAUUGACUGUGAGAGACGGACUCUGUCGGAUAUGCACCCUAUUGAUCAAACAUAUCAUAUGUUAUAGAUUCAAGUAAUUGUGAGCAAAACUAUUUUGAUGUCCCAUUAUUUUCAAUGCAAACAUGUGUUUAGAUUGAAAACUGAGUAGAGAUUUCAUAAAAUUUAUCAAAAAGCAAAUGUGAGGAAGUAAAGAUCAUCAUCUUUGAGCCUGAAUAUAACAAAAGGAGACAUCACCAGAAGGCGGUUUCUUUUAUACCUGCUGUUUUAUUUGGUAUGAAUGCACUGGUGUUCCUGAACAACAUAUCAUAUUUCUUUGCAAUGCCUAUCUGCUAUUCUAAAACCAUAGGUGUAAUUUCUGUGGGAAACCAUGGCAAGGCUUAGUAAACAUGCUGAUCUUACAUAAAACAAACAAACAAAUGAUUAUCAUUUUAAAAUAUAUAGAUUUUAGGUUCCUCUCACACUGUGAAUGUUAUAAUUUAUGGUCGAUUUUUCUCUCUUAUCUCAAACUAUCCUAUUGCUUGCCAGAUUUUCUUGGCUAAGAUUUUUAACUGUAUGUGUAUAAUCAACAUAUUUUCAUGAGUUGUUUUCAUAGGUUGUAUUGGUAACUCUUUUCUUAAGUGAUUGUAAACAUAUCCUACAGAACUCAAUUCGAAUGAACAUCAUCAGACCAUAAAUAACAACGGCUGGUCAUGAAUGCUCUCAUUAAAAGGAAACUACCAUGAAGAGAAUAUCUGCAAGGAUUGGGGAAUGACAAGCUGUAAUGGUUGGAGUACCUUUGGAAAUCAUUACUGCUUUACUUUUACUUUCCUUUACUUGUGCACAAAUCCUCUGCCUUGCAGCACAUGAGAUUCAACUUUUAUUUUUUAAAUACGAUUUAGGAUUAUUGUGGUUUUAUGAGACUUGAUAUUUUUUCUAGCCUAAAUUGAAUGUGCUGCCUUUAGUCAGGCCUCUUGCCUGGCAAAGGCAGUUCAGAUUUGCCAUAAUUAACUGCAUAACACAUAUCAUUUUUUAAAGAAAACUGAAAGACUUCCGAUUACAUAUCAUUAACAUUUAUUGGAAAGUUUUGAUGUUUUUAUGGGGUGUUUCAUGCACAAACUAGGAAUGACAUUGUAUAGAUCUAUUAUAUCAGGAAGUACUGUGGUGGUUUGUAAAUUAAUUAUCAGCAACUCAAGAGGUAAAUUUGCCGAGCCAAUGUUAUUUGCUAAAAAAAAAGGUUGGAUCAAAAUGAAGCAAUUAAUUUCUUUGAAGAAUCUACUAAUUGGCUUUGAAUCAGUAGUGCUUCCCUCCAAUUAAAAAAUUGAAAAUAAGAUUGGCCUAACAUUCUUAGAUUGACAAUGAGUGUGCAAGCAAAAUGAGAACAACAGAAAUAUUUUUUUAUGUAAUGGUUAAAGCUGCAACACAACUCCACAAUAACCUAGCAUUGUAAAUUAUGCAGUAUGCUCAGGAUAGAUUUGUGGGGGCACAAGUAUUUGCCUAUCGUUUUUCUUUUAUGGUUUUCAUGUUCAGCUAAUAAAAAGACGCCAUGCAAUUCCUCAUGAUUUCAUCCUUUAUUUCACUUUUAUCUAUUUGCUGUGCUCUGGUUUCAAAGGUACAAAAGAAUGAGAUACCUCAACAUAUGGAGGAAGGAUGAAGGAUGAAGGAAAUGCAAGGAAGGUAGAUGUGGAAAGAACUCUGGUUUUUCAAGUUCUGUAUAGUUUCUUAGAUGCUUAUUGAUAGACAUUAAAAUGAGCUAGAUAAAAGUGGCAUCAUAAUUCCACAGGGUGGAUCUAAUGAGCCCCAACACUUGGUCCAUUCUAAAUUAUGUGUGCCACAAAACGCUACAUGUAGAAAAUGCAUUCACUGUAUUCUGUAAGUAGGCAGUUAAGGUUCUGAAGAUAAAGUGUCUAUGUAACAAUGUGCAAAUAAAAAUAAAACUUACAUGAAUCUUCCA